AUGCCCCUAGCUCCUGCGGAAAGGCUGCUAACAGACUUGUCAACACAACUGGAUAUGUUCAUUCGGUUUCUCAAGGUCGACUUAACCCCCAUCAUCUUAGAGGGUGACUUGGUACAAGGGGAAAGUCGGCGGGCCACCGAGCUCUUGGCCACGGGAAUGAACACCCAGUGCUGGAUACAGCGACUCCAAGAAAUUCACCAAUGGACCAACCUAGCUUUGCGGGAGCAAGACUGGCUACAGCGGACUGGACGCAAUGAACCUACUCCAUGCUCAGGGUCCCAUCGCUUCGGAACCAUGGCUGCGUUUAUCCAAGAAGAGGGAUUGUCUGACAAUCACAACACCAAAAAAGCACUCCAACAUGGACGCAGGGUGAUGCGGUUUGAACGUGAAUUUGGGCAUGGAAUUACGCUCCUUUGGUUACCCGUCCUUCCCGCCUUGCGUUGUCUAUCCUUGGCCGAGGAAGCUCGAACAAUAGAGAUGCUGCGAAGCAGUGGCUUUGCAUACAUCGCUCAUCGGGCGCAACUUCUAGCUCGCCUGAGGUUCAACUACCAAUGCAUCCAUGGAAUCUAUCCCGGUAAGCUACACGGCCAAUCUGCCUAUAUUCUUUAG
Penicillium samsonianum is the source of this 609-nucleotide messenger RNA. RefSeq lists its product as uncharacterized. The record is from RefSeq and is a predicted model, not a curated record. NCBI's taxonomy places the organism in Eukaryota, Fungi, Ascomycota, Eurotiomycetes, Eurotiales, Aspergillaceae. The transcript has a single exon. The coding region runs from base 1 to 609 and encodes 202 amino acids.